This is a messenger RNA of Miscanthus lutarioriparius, 1593 nucleotides long. NCBI's taxonomy places the organism in Eukaryota, Viridiplantae, Streptophyta, Magnoliopsida, Poales, Poaceae. The record is from the annotation of a GenBank genome assembly.
AUGGCGCGGGCGGCGCUCCGAUUGGGCGCCCGCGCGCUCGCGCUCCUCGUCCUCGUGUCAGUGGCUGUGCUUCCGCUUGUCAGUUCCGACGAUGGGUACAAACACUGUGAGGGUAUCGUCAGGGGCUGGGCGGAUUCCUCCACUGGGCGCGAGAAGGACGGGGACAAACUGAGCCUCAAGGAUUUGCUCUUCUUCCUCCACAUUCCUAGGACUGGAGGCCGCGCCUACUUUCACUGCUUCCUCAAAAAGCUGUAUACAAAUGCGCAGGAAUGCCCGCGUUCUUACGACAAGCUACGGUUCGACCCAAGCCAUCCUGAUUGCAAGCUGGUUGUUAGUCAUGAUGACUAUAGCUUAACUUCCAAGCUGCCAAGGGAGAGAACUUCUGUUGUAACAAUACUAAGGAACCCAGUUGAUCGUGUAUUUAGCACAUAUGAGUUCUUAGUGGAAGUUGCAGCUAGAUUCCUUGUGCACCCAAACUUAACUUCUGCAAAGUUAAUGACUACCCGUGUGUUAACAAAGUCUCGUGCUGUCAGUACUUUGGACAUCUGGCCUUGGAAGUACUUGGUUCCAUGGAUGAGGGAAGAUCUGUUUGCCAGGAGAGAUGCCAGGGGGAUUGACCAAGUUCAUAGUAGUAAGAAGGUCAAGGCAUAUGCAUAUGAUGUGGAGGAUAUGGUUAUGCCGUUACAUCAGUACAUCAAUGAUCCAGUUGCCCAUGAAAUCAUUCAUAACGGUGCUACCUUUCAGAUUACUGGGUUAACGAACAAUUCAUACUUUGAUGGAGCACACGAUGUUCGACAUUGUGUCAGAAAGCAUCCAGAUCUUGGUCGUAUUGUGCUUGAAGUUGCUAAGAAUAGGCUGGACCAGAUGCUAUAUGUAGGACUUACGGAGGUUCAUGAAGAAUCAGCGAGUUUGUUUGCUCAUAUGGUAGGAGCACAGGUGCUUUCACAAUCUGGGACAUUGAAUUUAGAUCUCAAGGAAGAUCUGCCCAGUGAGACUGACUCACACCCAUCCAUGGUGGAGCACGAGGAUGAAGAAACAAAUGAACAUCUGAAUAACGCACAUGGUUGGCAAAAUAAUGAAGCCCUGAACUCUACCAGCGACGAACAUGGAAAAGGAAAUAUGACUAUUGGUAAACUGAUGGAAGCUUAUGAAACUUGCAUUGCUGAACUGCGGAAGGUUGAAUCUAGCCGUCGUAAAAUAUCACUAAAGAAAGUGGAAGCAAGGUUUCCAAAAGAGGCACGGAAGCUGGUACCUGAGGCAAUUUUGAAACAAAUUAUCUCGUUGAACAGCCUUGACAUGGAACUUUAUGAUCAUGCUAAGAAAAUUUUUACCCAGGAACAUCUUCUGAUGUUAAAAGCUCAGCAAUCCAUGGUGGGGCAGCACAGACAGUUGGGAGAACAAAAGGAGGGCCGGAUCAGCAUAAUCUGGAGCGACGGGAUUUGCUCUGCGGAUGGUGGUCUUCCUUGGAUGGUGGUCUUCCUUGGUCUAGGGAUCACCACAAUCAUAGUUUUGGUCACAUUAGCUGUAAUGAUGAGAAAAAGAACGUCUAAACUUGCUUUAACCAGAAUUCAUGAGGCAGUCUCUAGAUUUUGA